Messenger RNA from Planococcus citri (citrus mealybug), 1368 nucleotides. RefSeq names its product neurensin-1-like. Gene Ontology annotation, biological process: nervous system development. Gene Ontology annotation, cellular component: neuron projection; neuronal cell body; transport vesicle. NCBI's taxonomy places the organism in Eukaryota, Metazoa, Arthropoda, Insecta, Hemiptera, Pseudococcidae. The record is from RefSeq and is a predicted model, not a curated record. The transcript is spliced from 3 exons. Bases 481 to 1326 code for a protein of 281 amino acids.
AUAAGAUUCAAUUCUACUAGAUGAAAUGAAAUUAUUCAGAGUAAAUUUGCGUAUCGCGGUAUCGCAUGUCAUUUAAUCGGUUUCGGUUUAAUAUUCGUUGAAAAUUGCACCCUUUCGACGAGUCAAUGGUAUUUGAAAUAGCGCACAUUCUAGCGCAAGAAUGUGCUUAAUAAAAAUUUGAAAAUGAUCUUUUCUUAUACCCAACAUUUCUAAAAUUAUUGCAAAAAUAUUUAACCCUAUACGUGCCUCUUAGGAAGUAAACAAAAACUUGAAAGUCAAAUGAAUAAGGUUACCAUAGAAACUGAACCUACACGCCUAAAAGUUUCAACCCUUAGUCGAAUGGCGGACUUCGAACCGUUCUGUUUCGUUUGUAAUAAGACUGUUGUGUGUGCUUUUUUUACAUUUUUUAUUAUUAAUUCGUCUACUGUAAAUUUAAUUCCGAUUACUUAGAAAAUCUGAAGAAAUGUCCACAAACUGAUCAUGGUUGCAGAAACAUUAAUAAAACAAUAUAAAAAUCACGGGGAAUUUUUUUUCGACGACGAAGAUGAUCCAAGAAAAAAAUUAUGCGAAUUCGAAGACGACGAUUGUUUCAUAAACCAUUUGGAAAAGCAAUGCAAUGCGAAUGUAAAUAGCAAUUACGAAAGAAAUGUGAACGAAUACAACGACAGUAAAAAACCCAAAAGCAUUUUAAUUAAUCACGAAAAUGAAAAUGUUACCAAAAAAACAAAACCCAAUAGAUUUGUAAGUUUUACAUUGGAUGAAAAUAAGAAACCUUUCACAUCAUCGAUUUAUUAUGGAGUGAAAAGUUAUUUGCAUCAUUUCUACGAACCUGUCAACAAAACAGCUUACGACAGCGAAAAUUUGAUGGAGGAUGAUUUUGAAUUCAUUGUCGAGCCUGGCAGACGUCGAAGAAGCUGUUGGUUUUUGAUAAGCAUAAUGACUGGAAUACUUUUUUUAUUAGUUGGUAUAAUUAUAAUUUUAGUAGCUAAUUUAACACCAUUAAAAAACCCGGUAGUAGGUAUUAAGCACAAUUUAGAAAUACUAGAUCAAAAAGCUAUUGCAUUUAAUCAAAAAAUUGAAACAUGUCAGUUUCUCGGAUUGAUUAUUUUCUGCGCCGGAGGAAUCAUAAUCAUGUUAACUCUUCUAUUUGCUACCUACGAACAAGAAUGCGGUUGUAAUAAUAUAAGAAAUCAACUACUAUAUCCAUCUUUAAUAGAUUCGAACGCUUGGAUUAGAUACGUAGAGGGAUAUCCUAAUCCGAGUGAUAGUAGGAUUCCUCUUUCAGAAGAAAUUAAAGCUGUACAGAUCGAUAGAAUAAAAGAUUAACCAUUGUUUAUGAUUUUGCAAUAAAACGUUUAUAAAAACCAA